UAACGCGUUGUGGGCUUGAUUUGUUUUGUUUUCCUUACAAAAAUAAACAAAUUGGUAAAAUACGUAGCAAUUUAAAAAAACAUUUAAUAUAAACACGAUGCCACUAACUGCAGAGAGUGCUGCUCAACAGAUUCAGGAUCGCCUGAAGGACAUUCAGCAACAUAUUCAUAUUGUAGACGAAGAGCGUCGCCGGGCGGAGAACUCUAUUUCCAGCCUGGUGCGAUCGCUCCAUGCCACCAAUCAGAAGGUAAAACCCCUGCUCAAAGCCAGCUUAAUGGAGGCUUCGCAGGAGGAGGCCACAAUUCGCGCUGCCCUGGCCAAAAUCCACGAGAUUCGGAGCAUUCGGAAUGAGAGGCGGAUACAAGCUCGCAAUGCUGGAAACAAGGAGGCCAUUCGACGAGGAGCCCUCAUGAAAAUGGUGCAGCUAUCGGCACAAACGCUGCCCCUUUUUGUUGGCAAACUCGGAGAACGGGCACCGGCUUUGUGUGGAGCCAUUCCCGCCGAGGGAAACUAUGUGGCCAAGGUUGGCGACAACGUGGCAGCCUUAGCCAAGGGAAUCGACGAAGAGGAGAACUGGAUCCUGGCGGAGGUGGUGCAGUUCCUCCAUCGCCAGAACAAAUACGACGUUAUCGACAUUGACGAGGAGCAGAAGGACCGCCAUGUGCUGAGCAAGCGAAAGGUCAUUCCACUGCCCUUGAUGCGUGCGAAUCCCGAGACCGACGGCCACGCCCUGUUCCCAAAGGACACGGUGGUAAUGGCGCUAUAUCCGCAGACCACCUGCUUCUACAAGGCCAUCGUCCACCGCCUGCCGCAGACCGCCACCGAGGACUACGAGGUGCUCUUCGAGGACUCCUCGUACCUAAAUGGUUACGCAGAACCGCUGCCGGUGGCUCAGCGCUAUGUGAUUGCAUAUCGCCCCACGAAAAAGGGCGCCGGCAGUGGCAGCGGGAAUCUCUCAUCGGCUUAGACAACCAUAUUUUUUACUUUUAGCAUUAAGCAUAUAAAGAGAGCUCGUAGUUUACAAUAUUUGGGUAUUGUAAAAAUAAACCACAGCUAACGCAAAA
Molecule: messenger RNA, 1064 nt
Organism: Drosophila elegans
Lineage: Eukaryota; Metazoa; Arthropoda; Insecta; Diptera; Drosophilidae
Gene: Sgf29
Product: SAGA-associated factor 29
Exons: 4
Coding region: 98-967 (289 amino acids)
Cellular component (GO): SAGA complex
Source: RefSeq, a predicted model, not a curated record